GACCCCAAGUCAUAUGACAUUCAUCUGAGUAUACGCAGUACAGAAUUUUCAUCUAGCUGAUUUUGCGAACUCCUUUUGCGAAAAAUCGGAAAUUAUUUUUCCGACCAACUGAAUUGAAGCUAAAAUUUUCUAAAUUUUGCCAGAACAAACAAUCCUAAAAGGUGGGAACAAUGUCGGAAGUGCAGGAUCUAAUGUCGUCCCUUCCGGAUGAUAAAAUUGAUAUGAUUGCUGCCACCAGCGUUUUGCAACAACAGGCAGGAGAUAUUCGUCAGAAUAAGCCAAACUGGUCAUCUUACAUGCAGUCGCAGAUGAUAUCGCAGGAGGAUUUUGCAUGUGUUGGUAGUUUGGAUAAAGAUAAGAAGUCGCAGAGUCAGUAUUUGCAAGACAACCCAAGUCAGUGUGCCAAGACGUUCCUGAAUCUGCUAGCUCACGUCUCCAAGGACCAAACCAUUCAAUACAUUCUGGUGAUGAUUGACGAUCUGCUGCAGGAGGACCGUACCAGAGUGCAGAUUUUCCAUGAUUAUGCCAACAGACAUAAGGAAAGCGUUUGGGCGCCGUUUCUGAAUCUUCUAAAUCGGCAGGAUGGAUUUAUUGUGAACAUGGCAUCUCGAGUCGUCGGGAAGCUUGCGUGCUGGGGUCAAGAACUGAUGCCAAAAUCCGAUCUGCACUUCUAUCUGCAGUGGUUAAAGGAUCAGCUAACAGUUGCUGCAAAAAAGCUGGUUAUCGAGUUUGAAGCUGCAGAAAAGAAACGUGCGGAAGAAGCACUUGCUCUAGCCGCACACCACUACGGCCACGGACAUCACGCUCAUCACGGGGGAGUCAACGGUGGUGAUCAUCACAAUCAUCAUCAUCAUCACCAUCACCACCAGAUAACCGAAAAGUUCCGUGAGAUAUCGAGUGCCAUCGAUGAGCCACGCCAGCGCGUGGAAGGAGAGCCACUGAAUGUCUCCCUAACGAACAACGAAUACAUCCAAUCGGUGGGUCGCUGUCUGCAGAUGAUGCUUCGUGUGGAUGAAUACAGAUUCGCAUUUGUCACUGUUGACGGCAUCAGUACGUUGAUUAGUAUUCUGUCAUCGCGCGUAAACUUCCAGGUCCAAUACCAGCUGGUAUUUUGCUUGUGGGUUCUGACGUUCAACCCGUUAUUGGCGGAGAAGAUGAACAAGUUCAACGUGAUUCCCAUUUUGGCUGACAUCUUAAGUGAUAGCGCCAAGGAAAAGGUGACCCGUAUCAUCCUAGCCGUGUUUCGCAACAUGAUCGAGAAGCCGGAGGAUUUACAGGUUGCCAAGGAGCACUGUAUUGCGAUGGUACAGUGCAAGGUGAUGAAACAGUUGCAGAUUUUGGAGCAACGUCGGUUCGAUGAUGAGGACAUUUCUGCAGAUCUAGAGUUCUUAAUCGAGAAGCUGCAAAACUCGGUUCAGGAUUUAAGUUCGUUCGAUGAGUACGCAACGGAAAUCAAGAGUGCUCGGCUGGAAUGGUCACCUGUUCAUAAGUCGGCUAAAUUCUGGCGUGAAAAUGCCCAACGUUUGAAUGAGAAAAACUAUGAAUUGUUACGCAUUUUGGUACACCUACUGGAAACCUCAAAGGAUCCCCUGGUACUGUCAGUUGCAAGCUACGAUAUUGGUGAAUACGUGCGUCAUUACCCGAGGGGCAAACAUGUCAUUGAGCAACUGGGAGGAAAACAAUUGGUCAUGCAGUUACUGGCCCACGAAGAUCCGAACGUUCGCUACGAAGCAUUAUUAGCAGUUCAAAAGCUAAUGGUUCAUAACUGGGAAUAUCUUGGCAAACAACUGGAGAAAGAUAACGAAAAGGCUCCUCAAUCAGGAGCUACAAUCAGCGGAAAGGCUUAAUUUGUUGUUCAUAUAAUAUAGCUUUGUUAUUCUUGUUAAUUUUCUGAGCAUAAAAGAGUUAAGAAGAUUUAAUUGUGGAUCGACCGGUAUAACAUUCCCGUCUACUAUCAACUUGUCCGUUUCCCGAUUUUCAUUGAUGUAUUGUGUAGAUGGCCGUCGAGAGAAUUCUACGAUCGUUUUGAUUGGACUAUUUGCGUUUUAUUAAUGAUGUAUUAUUGAUCAAAUAUUGUUAAGAUUUAUAGUGUAAACUUAGAACUGGAGAAUAGUGUCGUAUGCCGAGUCAUAAAUAGCAUUCGAAGUGCGCAGCAAAUGUAUUUUAAGAAAUAAAUUACAAUCGUGUUACGAAACCCUAUAUGCUAGAA
Malaya genurostris is the source of this 2209-nucleotide messenger RNA. RefSeq names its product V-type proton ATPase subunit H (gene VhaSFD). Gene Ontology annotation, molecular function: proton-transporting ATPase activity, rotational mechanism; protein binding. Gene Ontology annotation, biological process: proton transmembrane transport. The transcript is spliced from 7 exons. Gene Ontology annotation, cellular component: vacuolar proton-transporting V-type ATPase, V1 domain; lysosomal membrane. Bases 171 to 1847 code for a protein of 558 amino acids. The record is from RefSeq and is a predicted model, not a curated record. NCBI's taxonomy places the organism in Eukaryota, Metazoa, Arthropoda, Insecta, Diptera, Culicidae.